AGAUUAGCGUUAGAUUAAGAUAGGUGGUCUCCUUCAGGAGGUGAUCUAUGGUAUGUUUGUUCGCUUCUCAGCGAUUCUCCAACGAUCAAGGGACGCGAGAUGAUGCAAAGCCACGCGACACCGAUCCCGCCCUCUCCGGCAAGGCUCGGCCUCACCGCCACCGCUCACUCGCCCUCUCUUCCCCCCAAUCCGAAUCCGAGCGCUAACCCUAACCCUAAACCCACUUUGCCAUCUUCUUCCUCCUCCACCGCCGGCCAGAACUCCGCCCCUGCUAUCUCUUCUGCCCUCCUCUCCCUCCUCCCCCCUCUUCCCCGCGCCCAGUCCAUCCUCCCCCAGCUGGCCGCCCUCGCCUCCAAGCUCUUCGAUCUAUCCCCCAAUCGCUCCGUCUGGCUCGCCGCCUACCGCGGUAACCUCCCGAACUUUUCCAACGAGCUCAAGUCGUCUGCCACCGUUCCCCUACCAGCCUCCACCAAGGACCUGCUCGCUCACUUCGCAUCCCUCCAGGACCAACUCUCCGACGCCAUCGCCGAGCUCCAGAAGAUACUCGAUCUGCAGGACACCCGCGCUAAGGUCGCCCGCGAGGUAGUCUCCAAAGAUUCGGCCCUUCUCGCCUUCACUAAGAAAAUACGAGAGGCUGAACAAGUUCUGGACCAGCUCGUCGACGACUACGCUGACUAUCGCAGUGAUCCCAAGCGCCCUAGAUACGACGGCAAUUCUUGUUAUACAUCAUCCUCGUUGGACUUGGAAGAUAUUUUGUCUUACGCCCAUCGUAUUAGCUACACUACCUUCGCCCCACCGGAGCAUGGGGCAGGGCUUGCCCCGCUUCGUGGUGCGCUGCCACCUGCGCCUCAGGAGAACGAGAUGCGAGCGUCGCAGUUAUAUCACUUUGCUGACCUCGAUAUCGGGCUGCCGAAGAAAGCUGCGCCAGAGGCGAAGGAAAGGGCUGCGGACGGUGUGCCAGAGAUUUCAUUGCAGCCUACUCCGCCCAGGGAGGAUGUGCCAGUGGCGAUUCUGCCGCCAUUGCUUCCUAUUGCAGUGCCUCCAGGUUGGAGGAAGGGAAUGCCUGUGGAGUUACCUACGGAGCUCCCACCUGUUCCUCCUGGAUGGAAACCAGGGGAUCCAGUUACGUUGCCAUUAGAUGGAGUUGUGGUAGGUAAUAAAGGAGAUGAGCCGCAAUUGGGUGGUGUUCCUGGUGUAUUAGUCGGGCAACCAAAGGCGCCAGAGGCCAUUCAGGUCAAGUAUGUGCAGCUUGAUAUAAAUCCAGAACAGGAUGAUUAUAGUAGUGAUUAUAGCAGUGAGGUGGGGAGCUCAGAGGAGGAUGAAGACUGAAGUUUGGGGAGUCUGUUUUGCUCUCUUAGUCCUCUUCAGUUCGGUUGCAUAUUUGUCUUGUGCUGUUCGACAUCAUCACAUUCAAGUUAAUUUUAGACUCGGAAAGAAAUAGCUACUGUUCUUUUCUGAAAAUUGUUGGAUACUUAAUAUGUGUUAUUUAAUGCAUAAUUGCCUUUAGGGAGUUUCAUUC
Zingiber officinale is the source of this 1519-nucleotide messenger RNA. RefSeq names its product mediator of RNA polymerase II transcription subunit 4-like. Lineage: Eukaryota; Viridiplantae; Streptophyta; Magnoliopsida; Zingiberales; Zingiberaceae. Gene Ontology annotation, biological process: regulation of transcription by RNA polymerase II. The transcript is spliced from 2 exons. The record is from RefSeq and is a predicted model, not a curated record. Gene Ontology annotation, cellular component: core mediator complex; mediator complex. The coding region runs from base 100 to 1329 and encodes 409 amino acids. Gene Ontology annotation, molecular function: transcription coregulator activity.